This is a messenger RNA of Pimephales promelas (fathead minnow), 5889 nucleotides long. It is a transcript of the gene kdm5a, whose product is annotated as lysine demethylase 5A. NCBI's taxonomy places the organism in Eukaryota, Metazoa, Chordata, Actinopteri, Cypriniformes, Leuciscidae. Gene Ontology annotation, biological process: chromatin remodeling; regulation of DNA-templated transcription. Gene Ontology annotation, cellular component: nucleus; chromatin. The record is from RefSeq and is a predicted model, not a curated record. Gene Ontology annotation, molecular function: histone H3K4me/H3K4me2/H3K4me3 demethylase activity; DNA binding.
GAGCAGCAGGGCUAGGCUAGCGGAAGAAGCUAACCGUGUUUGUGUGGCCGUGGGUCUGUUAUUGCUGGAGUAAACCCGAUCGGUCUCUCGCAGGGCUCACGGGUAAGAUCGAUGAAGGCUGAAGGGGGACGGGUGUGAACCGGGCAGGAAUGCGCGCGGAGACGCGGUGAAGGGACCCGGAAGCGACGGAGGCUUUUGUUCGACCCGAGGACAAUACACUCUUCAGCUCCAGCAUCGAGCUAACGUGUCCCCGGGCUCUUGUUCGUGUGUUCCCGCAGCUUCUGGGGGACAGCCGUCAGAGAUGAGGAGCUGACGGGGACCAACGCAUGAAGAUCGCUUCGUCGAUGUAAACACGGUCUGAUGAUGCGUGUAGCGUAGCGAUCGGUGUGUGUGUGUGUGUGUGUGUGUAUCAGAUGAUGUCUCAGCUCGGUGAGUUCGUGGCUCCUCCGGAGUGUCCGGUGUUCGAGCCCAGCUGGCAGGACUUCAGCGACCCGUUCGGUUUUAUCCACAAGAUCCGAGACAUCGCAGAAAACACGGGCAUCUGCAAGAUCAGACCCCCGACGGGCUGGCAGCCUCCAUUUGCCUGUGACGUGCGCAGUUUCCGCUUCACUCCACGCAUCCAGCGGCUCAAUGAGCUGGAGGCCCUCACCAGAGUCAAGCUCAACUUCCUGGACCAGAUCUCCAAGUUCUGGGAGCUUCAGGGCUGCAAGCUGCGCUUUCCUCACGUGGAGAGAAGAGUGCUGGACCUGUACCUGCUGAGCAAGCUGGUGUGUGCAGAGGGAGGGUUCGAGCGGGUGUGUAAGGAGAAGCGCUGGUCCAGGAUCAGCAGUCGGAUGGGUUUUCCGGCUGGGAAAGGUGUGGGAUCGUUGCUGCGCUCUCACUUCGAGCGGAUCCUGUAUCCUUACGAGGUCUUCCAGUCCGGAGCGUCUCUGACGGGCGUCGUCCACAGGCUUUACCCAGAAGCCUCUGAUGCUGAGGAUGAAGGGAUAGGAGGAACAGAGGAAGAGGCUGUAGAGGAGAAUGACGAGAAGGAGAGACGGCCGGAGCGACGUUCCCCUCGACAGCUGAAGGACGAGAGGGAAAACACAGAGCCCAAAGCCAUACAGGUGUUUGGCGGGUGCCUGGACAUCAUGGCAGCGGAUGACGAUGGCUUCCUCAGGAAACAGAAGCACAUGAAGGCUCAGGCUUUUGCUUUUAAAAUGCGUCCACGCAAGGAGGUGCUGGAGGUUAAUUAUAUCGACCUGUACAUGUGCAUGGCGUGUGGGCGGGGUGACGAGGAGGACCGCCUCCUGCUGUGUGAUGGCUGCGACGACAGCUACCACACCUUCUGCCUCAUCCCGCCGCUGCAGGACGUGCCCAAAGGAGACUGGCGCUGCCCCAAGUGUGUGGCGGAGGAGUGCAGCAAGCCUCGGGAGGCGUUCGGCUUCGAGCAGGCCGUGCGCGAGUACACACUCCAGAGCUUCGGUGAGAUGGCCGACCACUUCAAGUCCGACUACUUCAACAUGCCCGUUCACAUGGUGCCGACAGAGCUGGUGGAGAAGGAGUUCUGGCGUCUGGUCAGCAGCAUCGAGGAGGACGUGAUCGUGGAGUAUGGUGCUGACAUCAGCUCCAAGGACGUGGGCAGUGGAUUCCCAGUGCGGGACGGCAAGAGGAAGCUCAUCGGCGACGAGGACGAAUAUGCAAACUCGGGCUGGAACCUGAACAACCUGCCGGUGCUGGAGCAGUCGGUGCUGACGCACAUCAGCGGAGACAUCAGCGGCAUGAAGCUGCCCUGGCUCUACGUGGGCAUGUGCUUCUCCUCCUUCUGCUGGCACAUCGAGGACCACUGGAGCUACUCCAUCAACUUCCUACACUGGGGCGAGCCCAAGACGUGGUACGGGGUCCCAGCACACGCCGCAGAGCAGCUGGAGACGGUCAUGAAGACGGUGGCUCCGGAGCUGUUCGACUCGCAGCCGGAUCUCCUGCACCAGCUCGUCACCCUGAUGAACCCCAACCUCCUGAUGGAGCACGGCGUCCCGGUGUACCGGACCAACCAGUGCGCGGGGGAGUUCGUGGUCACCUUCCCCAGAGCCUAUCACAGCGGCUUCAACCAGGGCUACAACUUUGCUGAAGCCGUGAACUUCUGCACUGCAGACUGGCUGCCCAUCGGGAGGCAGUGUGUGGCGCAUUACCGGCGCCUGCAGCGCUACUGCGUGUUCUCGCACGAGGAGCUGGUGUGCAAGAUGGCCGCCGACCCCGAGAGCCUGGACGUGGAGCUGGCGGCGGCCGUGGUGCGAGAGCUCAGCGACAUGAUGGAGGAGGAGAGCCGGCUGAGAGACGCCGUGCAGGAGAUGGGGGUGCUGUCCUCGGAGCAGGAGGUGUUUGAGCUGGUGCCGGACGACGAGCGACAGUGCUGGAAGUGUAAGACCACCUGCUUCCUGUCAGCACUCACCUGUGUGUGCAGCCCUCAGCGCCUGGUGUGUCUGCGUCACGCCGCUCACCUGUGCAGCUGCUCCGCCCGAGACAAGUGCCUGCGGUUCAGGUACCACCAGGACGAGUUCCCUGCGAUGCUGUACGGGGUGAAGUCACGAGCGCAGUCCUACGACACCUGGGCCAGGAGGGUCUCCGAGGCGCUGGCGGCCGAUAGCAGGAGCAAGAAAGAUCUGAUCGAGCUGAAGGUGCUGAUGGAGGACGCGGAGGACAGGAAGUACCCAGAGAACAACUUCCUGUUCCGCAGCCUGAGGGACACGGUGAAGGAGGCAGAGACUUGCUCGUCUGUGGCUCAGCUGCUGCUCAGCAACAAGCACAGGCACAGGAAGGAGCGUCCUGACAGCAGUGCACAGAAGGCACGCAGCAAGCUGACGGUGGAGGAGCUGAAGGUGUUUGUGGAGCAGCUGUACCGCCUGCCCUGCGUCAUCAGCCAGGCCCGACAGGUCAAGGAUCUGCUGGAGAGCGUGCAGGGCUUCCACGAGCGGGCGCAGGCGGCGCUGGCGGACCGCACGCCGGACUCCGGGAAGCUGGCGGCUCUGCUGGCCCUGGGCUCGGGGCUGGACCUGGAGCUGCCGGAGCUGCCGCGGCUGGAGCAGGAGCUGACCCAGGCGCGCUGGCUGGACGAGGUGCGGCUGACGCUAGCGGAGCCGUCGCGCCUCACGCUGGAGCUGAUGAAGCGGCUCAUCGACUCCGGAGUGGGCCUGGCGCCGCACCACGCCGUGGAGAAGGCCAUGGCCGAGCUGCAGGAGCUGCUGACGGUGUCCGAGCACUGGGAGGAGCGGGCGCGCGCCUGUCUGCAGGCCAGGCCUCGCCACAGCCUGCAGACGCUGGAGAGCAUCGUGACGGAGGCCAGGAACAUCCCAGCGCACCUGCCCAACGUCCUGGCCCUCAGAGACGCCCUGCUCAGAGCCAAGGAGUGGACGGCCCGAGUGGAGGCCAUUCAGAAUGGCAGCAGCUAUGCCUACCUGGAGCAGCUGGAGGGUCUUCUGGCUCGAGGUCGCUCUAUCCCGGUGAGGCUGGAGGCGCUACCCCAGGUGGAGGCACAGGUCGGGUCAGCCCGAGCCUGGAGAGAGAGGACCGCUCGCACCUUCCUGAAGAAGAACUCUACACACACCCUACUGCAGGUACUCAGCCCGCGAGUGGACGUCGGCGUGUACGGCUCCAGCAAGAGCAAGCGCAAGCGUGUGAAGGAACUGCUGGAGAAGGAGCGCGCAGGCCUGGAUCUGGAGGGGGCGAGCGACCCGGAGGAGGGCCUGGAGGAGGUGCGCGAUCCCGCCGCCGUCGUGGCCGCCUUCAAGGCCCGCGAGCAGCAGGAGGUGCAGGCCAUCCACUCGCUGCGUGCCGCUAACCUGGCCAAGAUGGCCCUGCUGGAGCGCACGGAGGAGGCCAAGUUCUGCCUGUGCCGCAAGCCAGCCGGCGGCUUCAUGCUGCAGUGUGAGCUGUGCAAGGACUGGUUCCACGGCGCCUGCGUGCCCCUGCCCAAAGCCGGCUCGCAGAAGAGGCUGGCGGCCAGCAAGGAGGCAAAGUUCUUGUGCCCGCUAUGCCAGCGUUCGCGCCGGCCCCGGCUGGAGACCAUCCUGGCGCUGCUGGUGUCUCUGCAGAAGCUGCCAGUGCGGCUGCCGGAGGGCGAGGCGCUGCAGUGCCUGACGGAGAGAGCCAUGGGCUGGCAGGACCGCGCUCGACAGGCCCUGGCCACAGAAGAGCUGUCCUCCGCCCUGGCCAAGCUCUCGGUGCUCAGCCAGCGCAUGGUGGAGCUGGCCGCGCGCGAGAAGACUGAGAAGAUCAUCACGGCUGAGCUGCAGAAGGCGGCCGCCAACCCCGACCUGCAGGGCCACAUUCAGACCUUCCAGCAGGCCGGCUUCAGCAGGGCCACGUCUCCACGGCCCUCGGGGGACUACGACGAUGAGGAGACCGACUCCGACGAGGACAUCAGAGAGACCUACGGCUAUGACGUCAAGGACUCGGGAGAGGUGAAGCCGUACUUGUUCUGCGAUGAGGAGAUCCCAGUAAAGUCUGAGGAGGUGGUGAGCCACAUGUGGCCGACGACCCCGUCAUUCUGUGCCGAGCACGCAUACUCCUCCGCCUCGAAGUCUGUUCCUCAGAACCCAGCCGGCUCCCGCAAGCAGCCGAGGAAGACCCCGCUUGUUCCCCGUAGCCUGGAGCCCCCGGUGCUGGAGCUGUCCCCGCCGGCCACACUGCAGCUGGAGGAGCUGAUGAUGGAGGGCGACCUGCUGGAGGUGUCGCUCGACGAGACCCAGCACAUCUGGAGGAUCCUGCAGGCCACGCACCCGCCCGCAGAGGACCGGUUCCUGCAGGCCAUGGAGCCCGAGGACUCGGUGCUGGACAAGCCCGUGAAGCUGAAGCUGAAGGACGUGGAGAAGAAGAGGAAGAGGAAGCUGGAGCGAGCGGAGCAGCAGCUGCUGAUGGAGGCCCGGCCCAAACCCAGGGUCCUGGAGCUCAAGCCCAGGAAGAAGAGGCUGAAGCUGAGCCCGGACCGGUCCCGCGAGCUGAAGGCACUGGCCAAGCGGAUCGCCAAGCAGGAGAAGGAGCGCAAGAGGAAGGAGAAGGCGGCCGCUCGGGAGGAGGCGCUGGAGAAGAAGACCCAGACCCAGACUCGCAAGAUCCUGGACAUUCCCUCCAAGUACGACUGGUCCGGAGCAGAGGACUCCAACGACGAGAAUGCCGUGUGCUCCGCCAGCAGCUGCCAGAGGCCCUGUAGGGACAAGGUGGACUGGGUCCAGUGUGACGGCGGCUGUGACGAGUGGUUUCAUCAGGUGUGUGUGGGAGUGACGUGUGAGAUGGCGGAGAACGAGGACUACAUCUGCUCGACCUGCUCGUUUAAAGCCUCCGGUGGUGCCGUGACCCUAGUGAUGUCAUCAGCAGUCCCCCAAAGCGACCCUCAGGAGGCCAGUUAACCACACACACAUUACACAGAAGCCCGCUAACCCCCCACACACUCUCACACACACAGAAGAACAUUACUUCGUGUCUCUGCUAGGUUUAGCUGGUUGUUAUUGUAGUGCUAGAGGAUCAAGACUCUACUGAAUAAACAAGGCUUGGGGAAUCGUGUUCUUAAGCCUCAGUCACAGUAGGCAUAGUGGACUUCCUGUUUGACCAGACCACACACACACACACACGGUGUGGAGGAUCAAGACUACAGAAUAAACAUGUGCUUUCCGGGUCCUGACCCGAUUCCAGUGGACUUCUGUUCGACCGGGUUUUAUGACUGAGGACGGGAUUUAUAAUGGUUGUAUUUCCUCUAUUUAUUCUUAAAAUGGAUUUUAAGCAGUUCAUGAUGGGAAGGUGGAUGGUGGUUUCUCAGAUUCUGUCAAAUAAAGAAAGAUGAUUGAUUGAUGAUGAUACAUGGCAAGUCUGUGUCACUGCUAUAAAAGAGCAAAAAUAAAUGUUUAUAUAAUUUGA